Messenger RNA from Talaromyces proteolyticus, 1638 nucleotides. RefSeq names its product FAD binding domain protein. The transcript has 4 exons. Bases 1 to 1638 code for a protein of 545 amino acids. The record is from RefSeq and is a predicted model, not a curated record. Lineage: Eukaryota; Fungi; Ascomycota; Eurotiomycetes; Eurotiales; Trichocomaceae.
AUGGCAGAAACAGUAAACGAGGUCUACGACGUAAUCAUCAUCGGCGCUGGACCAUGUGGUCUCGGCGUCGCAGCCCGUCUACGCGAAGAGACACCCUCGGCUAUGUUCACCGACGAAGAACACCAGCGGUAUCACUGGAUCAAGAAACACCGCGGGAAAAUGUCCUUAGUACGUGCGCAGCGCCGCAAGAACAAGGGUGUGCCAACAAAUCUGCAGAUAUGCAGACCAGAGUCUUGUUGUGUUCGCGGCAACAGCAAGUAUUCGACUCUCGUCCUGGAUAGCUCCGGGUCUCGCUGGAUGGAACGAUGGAAUCGGGCGUUCCUGGCCCUCGAAAUCGAUCAUCUGCGUAGCCCGAUGUUCUUCCAUUUCGACCCGGGUGACCGUGAUGGGCUAUUGGCGUAUACGCGGGAGACGGGCAGGGAGAAGGAGCUUUUUGAGCUUUCGGGGUGUGUUGGGCAUGAGCUUAGCAAGCAUAAGAGGAAGAAGAUGAGAAAUCAGUCCCAGUUCCCGCAUGAAGCCGAAAUCAAUGAACGAGAUCGCAAAGAUUACUUCACUCCGGGUACCCGGCUAUUUGCUGAUUACUGCGCGUCUAUUAUCACACGAUACGGGCUGGACGGGGUGGAUCAGAUUCGGCAGUCAGACGUGCAUGAUAUAAAGUUUGCAGAGAUAGAAGGGUCCAAAGAGAACACGAAGCUGUUCACUGUAUCGACUUGCUGCGGAUCACUGCAUAGUAGAGCAGUAGUGCUAGCGAUUGGUCCUGGCCAUACAAAGAUGAUGCCUUGGGAGCUGUCCCCAGAGGAACAGAGGGGUGCAUGCCACAGUUCUGAAAUUGGAAUGAAGUUCCCGAGUCCGCUGUUGGCGAAGAAAAUCGAGUAUCGCGAGGUGACAAAUGUGGUGGUUGUUGGCGGUGGCCUGACUUCGGCGCAAAUAUCUCACGUUGCAAUCCGCAAAGGGGUGACUAAAGUAUGGCAUAUCAUGAGAAGUGAGUUGAAAAUCAAGCAUUUCGAUGUCGGUCUCAAUUGGGUGGGAAAAUUUAAGAACUAUGACAAGGCUGUAUUUUGGUCAGCAGAUGAUGACAGGGAACGGUUCGAAAUGCUUCAAUCCGCACGGAAUGGCGGGAGUAUCACGCCUCGGUAUUAUAAACUCCUCAAACAACACAUCGCACAUGGCCGUUUAUCAAUCCACACAAAUACGGUCAUCCGAGAAAAACACUUCGACCCCAUCUCCCAGACCUGGCGGCUCUCAACUGAUCCGCCUAUUCCGGAAUUGCCGCUAUGCAUCGACUACAUCUGCUUCGCAACAGGGAUGCAGACUGACGUAACCCAGAUGCCUCUGCUGCAGUCCAUGAACCGGGACUAUCCCAUUGAGACCAUGAAUGGAUUGCCCUGCCUGACAGACGAUCUCAUGUGGAAAGCUAGUGUUCCUUUGUUUGUCACCGGGCGGCUAGCUUCGCUCCGCCUAGGCCCUGCAGCGCCAAAUCUUGAAGGAGCUCGAGCUGGAGCUGAGCGAAUUGCUUGGGCUUUGGAAGACGUGCCUGGGAUGACCUGUACUGGUGCAGACCGUCCAAGAGAAGAAGAGGACUUGCAUAAAGCAUUUUGCGGACUGGGUAACCGGUACAGCAGCCUGAAUGAGGAGUAG